This is a messenger RNA of Didymodactylos carnosus, 666 nucleotides long. Lineage: Eukaryota; Metazoa; Rotifera; Eurotatoria; Philodinida; Philodinidae. The record is from the annotation of a GenBank genome assembly.
AUGCAACCAAACGCUGUUAGAUACUUUGAGCUAACGGGCUCAUGGCAGUCGUAUCGUUUUUUCGACAAUUACACCAACGAGAUUCGAGAACAACUGACAUUUAAAAUAGAUGCGCUUCGCAGAGUGCAUUCGUUCUUCCGGUGUCUUGCACAAGCACUUAGUCGAAACUGCAGCACAAUUUUUUCACAUCCUUCUCAGACCAACAUCACCCAAGCGCAACUGAGACAAGAAAUUGCGUCUACCGGUUUCAAAUGGGUAGGCGUUCACAUUCGGCGCGGAGAUUUUUUGCGUGUUAAGAGAAAUGUUUCUUCGCCGGCUUUUGUGAUCAGCGCCAUGGACCAUUUUAUUCACAAAUAUGGCGUUAAUCGUACGAUAUUUCUUGUGACCGGCGAUGAGAAAGGAUAUUGUUUGAGCACAUACGGCAAUCUGACGAACGUUUUUAUCACGCCGAAGUGGUUCGCACCUAAGGAAGAUCUAGCUCUACUGGCUGCAUGUUCCGAUACAAUUGUUACCGUGGGCACGUUUGGAUGGUGGGGUGGGUUUUUAUCAGGAGGAGAAGUGUUGCAUGACCGACGAUCGCCAACUGAUCAUCGACCGGCCGACGUAAAUUGUAAAGGUGAGGAAUUUUUUCCCAAAUGGUUUUCAUUUUUAAAUAAAACCGUUUGA